AUGUUCAUUAAUUUAGAAAAGGAUUUAAAGGGCUUACAAAAAAAGAGUUAGGAGUAUCAAGAAAUCACACAAAAAUAUCUGGUGGCUGAUUCUGGAGUGAGAGUGAUGAAUGAUGCAUUUAAAUAAAUCUUGAAUAAGAAAAAAAGUAAUUUGCAAUGAUAUAAACAAGGCAAGCAAUUUUUUUGUAAGAAUUGUCCAAAGAAGUUCUUAUCUUUUCCUGCAUUGAAAGAGCAUGCAAAAAAGAAUCAUGGGUUUUAGCCACUCCAAAAUGGUGAAGCUAGAAAGAGAGGGAGACCCAGGAGAGAUGUAAUUAAGCCAAGCGAUCAAUUUAUUGAGUGGGAGAAAAAUCAAGGAUAACAAUAACCAAAACCUAAGAGACCAUCCUCUCUGAUCACAUUAAGAUUGGAGUCAAUUAAGGAGUUAGGCUUUGGAGGAUUUUUGCGAGUACAUAGUAAAAAUUAAAUUAGGCACCUAAUUUAUAAUCAUAUCCAUCAAUAAAGGAUUCCAUAACAAGUUUAAUAAAUAAAUUAGAGCCACAAUUAGAGGAGAAUUACAUUUUGAUAGGACUCGAGGAGAUGAAUAAAUAUUAUGAGGAGGAUCAGGAAUUUUAUUUGGAGAAGAAUUAUAACGUUAGUUAAUUAUUGGUUUCAUUUUUAAUAAAUUUGACAAUGUAAGUAAAUGAUGAAUUGUUGAGAGUGUUCAUCACUUUUACAAAAGCAAUUUAUUUUUUCAUCGACAAUUUUGCUAGAGACAUUUUAUUUAAGUAGUUGUCUCCAGAGGAAUAUGGGGUAAUUUAAUAUUCUAUUAGUAGUUGAUUCCACCAAUAUGUCCGAAUAAGAAAUUUCAUGAGUUGAUGACAAUAUAAACAUUCCCAUUGAUAUUGAAUGAUUUCUUGGAGUUUUUGCCAAACUUUUAGGAGGCAUUUCCAUUGCCUUUUGCAUCAAGAGUGUUGAAGGAGAUCUGCGAUUGGAGCACAGCGGAAUGUAAUGGAUUUAAAGUGUAUUUUAAUCUUUGAAAAUAUAUAUAUAUAUUAUGAUUACG
This is a messenger RNA of Paramecium octaurelia, 1041 nucleotides long. Lineage: Eukaryota; Ciliophora; Oligohymenophorea; Peniculida; Parameciidae. The record is from the annotation of a GenBank genome assembly.